Messenger RNA from Culex quinquefasciatus (southern house mosquito), 3091 nucleotides. It is a transcript of the gene Dp, whose product is annotated as transcription factor Dp-1. Gene Ontology annotation, cellular component: transcription regulator complex; nucleus. Lineage: Eukaryota; Metazoa; Arthropoda; Insecta; Diptera; Culicidae. The transcript is spliced from 8 exons. Gene Ontology annotation, molecular function: DNA-binding transcription factor activity, RNA polymerase II-specific; RNA polymerase II transcription regulatory region sequence-specific DNA binding. The record is from RefSeq and is a predicted model, not a curated record. Gene Ontology annotation, biological process: regulation of cell cycle; regulation of transcription by RNA polymerase II. Bases 1 to 1605 code for a protein of 534 amino acids.
AUGGCCCACCACCAGAACAAACCGGUCAGCAUCGUGAUACAGGAUCCGAAUGGUCAGCAGCAAAUUCUACAGGUAAUGCAAACGGCGUCGACCACCGGCCGGCCGUUGACUUCGGCCAGCGUCAAAACGAUCGUGAAGGAAGUGACCGGCCAGGAAACGAGUGCAAUUAUAGCAGGACAGAAUUUUGCCACCCCUGUGAUGCAGAAGCUCGCGCCCGGGCAGAAAAUUAUCACAAUGAAUAAUCCCAAGCUGCAGAUACUGAACUCACCCGCAGCCAAGAGUGCCAGCGGGAAACCCCUGGUCCGAAUCUCGCCCUCACAGUUGAGCCAGUUCAAGCUGGUGUCCAACACCGGUGGCCACUUCACGGGCUCCACGAUUUCCGGCCGAAAUCUAACCGCCAUGCUGGCACCGUCCACAUCGGUGUCCCCGUCAACGUCCACGUCGAGCCUUCAAAUGGCCGGCAUGGCGACAUCAUCACCGGCCUCGACGUCCUCUUCAACGUCCUCGCCGGCGACCUUCGUCAGCAACAGCACAAACAUGAUGACCUCCGCCCCCAGUCCGACGAUUGUCAUGCCCCAACUCCCGCCACCUGCCUCUCCUGCCGCAGCCCACCACGUUAAAGGAUCUCAUCAGCAGCAACAGCAACACCAGCAGCACCACAGUAGUAAUCAUCAGCACCAGCCACAGUACAAUUACGGCAAAAAGGCCGCGGCCAGUGGCCAAAUUCACACGCCCGCCUCCCGCCGAAGAAAAACGGACAAAAUCGGCCGCGGGCUGAGGCACUUUUCGAUGAAGGUGUGCGAAAAGGUGAAGGAAAAGGGCACCACCACGUACAACGAAGUCGCGGACGAGCUGGUCGCGGAGGAAACCCAGAGCCACGCCGGUGCCGAUCCGGCCUCGUACGACCAGAAGAACAUCCGCCGGCGGGUGUACGACGCGCUCAACGUCCUGAUGGCGAUGAACAUCAUCUCGAAGGAGAAGAAGGAAAUCCGCUGGCACGGACUGCCCACGAGCAGCGUCGAGGAGUGCGACGACCUCGAGAAGGAGAACGAACGGGCCCGCGAACGGAUCGAAACGAAGCAGCAGCAGCUGCGCGAACUCAUCCUGCAGCACGUGGCGUUCAAGUCGCUGGUCGCGCGCAACCAGGAAAACGAGGACCGGGGCCUGGUGCCCAACUCCAACUCCGCCAUCCAGUUGCCAUUCAUCAUCGUCAACACGGAGAAGAAAACUCACAUCAACUGCAGCAUCUCGAACGACAAGUCGGAGUUCUCCUUCAAGUUCGACAACACGUUCGAAAUCCACGACGAUCUGGAAGUGCUCAAGCGAAUGGGACUGCUGCUUGGUUUGGACAAGGGAGAGUGCACCAUCGAAGAUAGAAACAAGAUCAAAUCGAUGGUGCCCAAAUCGCUGGAAAAGUACAUUGAUGCGUACGGUCUCGGCGUGGAGAACGAAUCCGAGGACUGGGAGAUGGCGUCGUCGUUCAACGGGGGCCAGGACUACGACGACAGCGUGCAGGACAGCACGGACCUGGUGUCCAGCUACCAGGACAACAUUAGCGAGCUCAACGACGACGACCUGAUCUCCGAGGACGGCCAGGACGGUUAGAGCGGCAUGUCGCAAUCUGCAAUCUGCGUGUGGUGGUGCGUGAAAGGAUUUCGUUCGUACUUCUUUUAUUGGCCUUAGGUUGACGUCGUUGUGGGAUGGGAGAGAUGCACGCGCACGCACGCACGAAAAGUUGCUGGAAGUCGGAAGUAAGGUAGGUUUAAGCAACACAAAUUGAGAACUCUACGGCCGCAACGAGCUGUAGGGGUUGAAUUUUCAGUUUUAAUUACAAAACAAGAAGAAGUAAACCACAAAUGUUACUCUUAAGCAAAGAUCAUUAAAUGUUGCACGUAAAGUGCAACUCAAUACACUGAAAAAAGAGAAAUGAAAAACACACAAAACAAAUUCGUUAUGAAUAUCGUUAUAAGAGGAAUGCGAAACGUAGUAAAUGUGCAAAGUGCAAAACAAAAGGAAACAAUUUUGUCUAAUUGGUUCAUCUUGAACCGGCGCUUAACCGUGUCGAUUGGCCUGAAAGGAUCCGUAGCUGAUAACGAAAAUGCACCCAAAAGUACAGAAGUUACUUUUUACAACCGAAAAGCCGCAAAACAGAGAAAAGUCCAUCAACAAGAAGUUACUCACACAAAACAAAACAAAACCAUUUUUAUAUCAAACUUAACAAACAACACACUAAAUGUUAGAAAAGAAAAGAAAAAAUAACUGCAUCGAACACAUCCCAAUUUUUUAAGAGCAAACAUCUCAGGCUUAAGUUUCUGUCAACAAUCAAUCAAAAGUAGAGAGUUUUUUCGCAUUCGUCGCGCCCAUUAACCAUAUUUCAUCACACACACUACCUAAUACAAAACCCCAACAAUAGCCGUAGGAAGAAAACAAAAUAUCUAUUAAAAAUACCACAUCGUACGUGUCAUAUCGUGUUUAUUUCUUUUGCAGUGUAGAGAAAAGCGCUUUUCAAACCCAUAUUUUUCUUUAAUUUUCACCACUGAAUGUUUCUGUUUAAAAAAAAAUAUUGAACGCUACAAAACAUUAAGAAUACUAAUAAAAAGACAAAUUGUUUUCCUGCUCCUCGUCAAAUGAGAUGAGCGGGGGAAACACCAUUGGCAAUAUUCUACCAACAAAACAAAAAAGAACGAAAUUGUACAUAUUCAUUGGGCUUAAAAUUGUAGCAGCAAACAUUGGAAAGAACCCUUGAAAAAACUAAAACGAAGAAAAAAGAGUGAAAAAAGCUUGCUGCAGUUGUAACACUGAGUAACUCAGAAUAAUGUAGUUUAACUCGCACAUGAAAACAAACAGAAAAAAACUUUUAUUUCAACCUUCAACAAACAAAAAUAUAUUUUUUCUUUAAACCCCCUGCAUCAAUAGAAAUCUAUAUAUUUAUUUAUAAGUGCGUUUUUGUUCUCGUUUUUUUAAGUUUCUUUUAUUGUCAUGUUUUUUUAGUCUUUAUGUAUAUCGCUCGGUAGCGACGAAACAACAACCCCUUAUGAAAGAUGCAAACAGCAGGUUGACGACGGAAGAGAAACAGAAGCAGAAAAAAAAA